UUUUUCAAUUUACGCCAUUUGUCGGAUCAUGCUGUCAAAAUGCAGUCGGACAAUAAGAUUCACGUUGAUGGCUUGAAGACGCAACUUCAUAAGACUUUCUCUUUUCUCCAACAAUGUAGAAGUGGAAUACAAGAACUAGAUAGUAAAGCAUUGCCAUGCAUAAAAACAAUAGCAAACCUUACAGAACAGUUUCAGUGUUGUACUGGUGUCAGUGUUUCUGAUCUGCCAUCUAAGGUUGACUUUUGUGAAGUGAAGCAGAAAUUACUGUUCAAAAUAUCAUCAGAAAUAAACGAAAAUGUCAGCAAACUUCACUUGCUACUUUGUAGAUAUGGGGAAUACAGUGAUGGUAUAGGAAGACAUUAUGAUAAAUGCAUGUCCAGAUGUGCUAAAUGUAAUGCUAGUGAGGACUUAUCCAAACUAUUAGAGAGAUCACCAUUGUAUCCAUCAAUGACAGAUAUGCUACAAUGGAUUGAGAUAACAGAAAGGUUAAUAAGGGAAGCAUACCUAUGUAAAAAAUUUAUUAUAGACACAUAUACACCUGAUCUGCCUGCAAUAUCUGAUAGAUUGGAAUCAUCCUGGACAGCUGGGGAUAAAGAAUUGUAUAAACAAAUUGAUGAAUACUUAGCUCUAACAAGAAAUUUUGUGGAGUUGAAAGUGUCAUGAAAUCUUCUGUACAGUAAUGUGGAAAAACUUUGCAAGCUGCUGUCUUAGAGCACUGACCAUCACUUUUGUGUAGAUUUCCAGUAGUUUAUGAUAUUUGGAUGUAUCAUUGCUGUUAGCUGGAUUUUACUGGACUAGUGAUUCGAGAAUGAGAAAACUACAAUGUAAAUAAAUAUAAAUUAUAAUCAUUAAUGAAAUUCCUGUUUAUAUUAUCUGGGUUUUUUUUUUUAAACUAGACUUUUCUCAGUAUACAAAUUGACUUUAAGAAUUGCUCAGAAAGUCUAUAAAACAGUGUGAAAGACAACUGAAAACACAUAUACAUGUAGUUGACUGUUUAAACGAGUGAUUUUAUUGUUGCAAUUUGGUUCAAAUACAAAAUGUACUGGUAUAAUCUUUUAAAUCUUUUUUUUUUUUUAGAAAACUUUUGACAUUUUUAUUCUUACUGUUUACAUGAAGGAAUGUAUGGAAAUGAAAGCAAUAUUUUGCUUAUAUUUUAGAACAUUGUUAAUUAUUUGUUACUAACAGCACUGCACAUUAAAUACAUUACCUCUUUA
This is a messenger RNA of Ruditapes philippinarum (Manila clam), 1214 nucleotides long. RefSeq names its product AFG2-interacting ribosome maturation factor-like. The record is from RefSeq and is a predicted model, not a curated record. Bases 40 to 663 code for a protein of 207 amino acids. Gene Ontology annotation, cellular component: cytoplasm; nucleus. The transcript has 4 exons. Lineage: Eukaryota; Metazoa; Mollusca; Bivalvia; Venerida; Veneridae.